Molecule: messenger RNA, 1474 nt
Organism: Ciona intestinalis (vase tunicate)
Lineage: Eukaryota; Metazoa; Chordata; Ascidiacea; Phlebobranchia; Cionidae
Source: RefSeq, a predicted model, not a curated record
GCCGAUUACGAAACAGUGUGAAACAAUCAAUACGACUGCUGGCUCUUUGUUUAGUCAGUUAGUUUAUCGUGCGAGUGUAUGAAAGUCUGCCAAAUAUUAAGGAUGGGGAUGGUGCGCAGUUGAUUAUUGGUUUAAAGGUAAAAAUCGGUAACUUUUUUUUACAGGUAUAAUAAUAUUAGCUCAAUAUGUCUAAUGAAACUAUGGUUACUGAAGCGGGAAGUGGAAAUGAACCAACUCCGUCUAUGUUUACAGCCGCAAAAUGGACGAGCGAACUUACCACGGUAAAUAAUACAACCAUCAACGUUACAGCUUCUAACAGUACAUUACUUGUGACGCACCAGAUCAUAGUGGAUUACCACAAUUUGACCCCUACUGUCAUUGUUUGCACUUUACUUUUUGUUCUCCUUGUUCUGGUUUCUGUCUUUGUAGUUUAUGUGGUUCGAGCUAAACGCAGACGAAGAAAACGUAGAAAGAAUCCAUUUCACAUGCCGAUUAUUGAGUACAAGGAAGACAACAUAAGCAUUUCUACAUUUUCCUCUGCCGGGUAUGGAACAUAUGACGACCUGGAGGAGUGUUACAAAUCUGAAGAUGUGCCAAGCAAAAUUGAUGGCAGGCUUACUCUUGGAAGGUGUGGGUCAAAAAAAGAAAGUUCGGUGCAAAUUUACACCUGAAUCAACCUUGCUACUGAAGAUAUGUUUUGAUUACAACAGUUUUUUGGUGCUACAUACACUAUAUGAAGCCACUUCAUUGAAUUGAACUUUUAUUUCUGAGUAUUGUCUUUAUUUACUAACAUUGUGAAGUGGUGUAAGAUUUUAUAAUUUUUUGACCCUUGAUAUAUUCCCUUAUUUUUUAAUGCACUUGGAUGCACCAAGACCAAAGCCUUCUAAGUAUUUUUGUUGUAGAUUUACCAAGAGUUGACCAGGAACUGCAACCCAAUUAAUUAUUUAGAGUCUGGUUAGUUGCUUAAUUAAAUAUUCAUUGUCCACAACUUGUCUAAAAAAAUUCAUUUCAUUUGCGGCAUUUUAUUCAGAUGUGUUUUCUAUAUACACUGAUUUUAUUGAUUUUGUUCAUUCUUUACUAGCUGGUACUAAUAAGCUACCAAUGCCCUUAUUAUUAUGCCAGCUGCUUUAAAGGUACCAAGUCACGUUUACCUAAAGUGAUCAUGCUUGCCACUGUGCUUCAACAGAGACAUUGGUCCCAACACUGAAUACAGUUUUUCAUUUCUUCAAAUCACUUCGCAUAUAAGACUACUGACCAUGUUGUUGCAUAUCCUGUUUUCUAACACUGAAUACAGUUUUUUAUUUCUUCAAAUCACUUUGCAUUUGCCAUUUAAGACUGCUGACUGUGUUGUUGUAGAUCCUGUUUUGUUUUAUGUAGUAUUAUUAUAAUUUUACCGAUGUUUACAUUGUUUUUGUAGAUAAUUUGACGUAUCUGUUCCUGUACAUGUGCAAAUACACAAUGUUGAUUAAUCCGA